Molecule: messenger RNA, 987 nt
Organism: Oldenlandia corymbosa var. corymbosa
Lineage: Eukaryota; Viridiplantae; Streptophyta; Magnoliopsida; Gentianales; Rubiaceae
Source: the annotation of a GenBank genome assembly
AUGGAUUUGAACAACUUUGGUUGGGAGGGAAAAGAGGGGAAGAAGAACCAGCCAGAAUAUGUUGGUUUUGUGGUUAGUAGUGGGUCAUUCGGAUCUUCCAAGAUUCAAGCUUUUGGUGGUAGCAAAGCCCGUGAAGAAGGUUCUUUUUUGGUGGAGAAAUCAGUUGGGUUUUCUUCGAAAGAUACUCCUUCUUUUCCUGUUUACCAUAAGCAUAAAGAUGGUAUUUUGUUAGAGAAGCUGAAGAUUAGUCCGAAAUCGUCCCAAGAUUCUGGUGUUUUAAAUAGCCCUUCUGAUGAUGAUACGAAUAACAAGAAAUAUGCAUACUUUUGCAAAGAAUGCAAUAAGGGUUUUUCUUGUGGGAAGGCAUUAGGAGGUCAUAUGAGUAGUGCUCAUGUACAGGCUAAAGCUCAUCUCAGGAAACUCAAGAUCAGGCAAUCUGAAAAGUUCAUCAAGGGAUAUGAUGGAUUAUUGGGCAGUGCUUUUCAUGGUGAUCAGGAAGAAGAAGAAGAGAGAUACGUCUGUAAGCUUUGUGGAAAAGAGUUUCCUGGGAGUAGGUCUUUAUAUGGUCAUAUGAGAUGCCAUCCUGAUAGGAAUUGGAGAGGCAUGGAACCUCCCUCUUCCAAAGCAAAAACCCUAAGAGCUCGUAAUCGUGCCACAUCUGUAGUUGUUGUUGAUGAUGUGCAUGGUCGCAAGUACGAGGACCAUGUUUACUCUGAUAUGCACGAGGCAGAGGAGAGAGUGUUGGAGAGUGUCGGAAGCGAUCCAGCUGAAGAUCGAAGCCGGGAUAUAGGGUUUUCGGGUUUGAAGGAUUUGAGCAACGCGUUGGGUGGUGGCUGGGGAAUUACCGGGAAGCGUGGCAGAGAAGCGGCAAUGGUUAAGCUAGAUGUGGAGAUGGAGAGGAAAGAAGAUUUGGAAAUGUAUGAAGCUGUUACGCAGCUCAUAAGAUUAGUGAAUUCUGGGAAAGCAGCAGAGAAUUAUCAGAAGUAG